Messenger RNA from Homarus americanus (American lobster), 428 nucleotides. Its product is annotated as MICOS complex subunit MIC27-like. The transcript has a single exon. The record is from RefSeq and is a predicted model, not a curated record. Bases 3 to 428 code for a protein of 141 amino acids. Lineage: Eukaryota; Metazoa; Arthropoda; Malacostraca; Decapoda; Nephropidae. Gene Ontology annotation, biological process: cristae formation. Gene Ontology annotation, cellular component: MICOS complex.
CCAUGGCGGCCUUGCGGCUGGUGCAGAAAUAUGGUGUUCCCGUGGCCACAGCUGCCACCAUUCCCAUUCUUGCACCAGUUGUGUUUGCUGACUCGGGAAAAAAGGAGAGUUCGGCACCCACGUCCCGCAUGGUUCGGCCAUCAGAGCUACCGAUUUAUGAAGAACCAGAGGAAGUGCUCGACUUUGAAUAUCUUGGAAAGGAGAGGACAGCCUUGGAGGAGAAUGUUGGUGUUGUGAGGAAGGAAAUUGAGGGUGUGUUAGAAGCAACGCGUUCUGUUAGAGAAAGAACAGUCAACAUCUAUGAAACUGGCAAGGCCCACACCAUGGCGACGGUGGACUACAUAACAGAUGAGGAGAACAUGUUGCCUCGUGCUGGUGCCAUCACUAUUGGAGGCCUGGCCGGCCUGGUUGUUGGGGCGCUAACGUAA